UAGACCACGUCGAAUUUCCUGAAAAAUCCAAAGCGAUGAUUAGUUUUGAACACGUUCUUUGUAAGAGAACCCCCGCGCUUGUAAGCUGCCCGGAGGAAUAUCAAGCUUGUAAAACCCUAAGAUCCGGCAGAUGUCUCUGCCCUUUUCAUCUUUUCCGACACCCUUUUCCCAACUCUCCACCAGGAGACCCGUUUCGCAUUGCCCCGGUGGCCGGAAAAUCUCAGCCCCCUGCAGGUUUCCAGUAGCAGCAAACUGCUUAUCUUCUGGUGCAUACAGCCAUAUUGUUCCCUAUGGAGCUUCUGCAAAUUUUUGUCAUGGCUUUUGUGGCUUAAAGCUUUGGAUACUUGAGAACCUUAAGCAUAAGAUGCCCAAAAGAAAAUGUGGACAAGUGAACAAGCUCAAGAGUCUGCAAUCUGAAGAUAAAGAUCGGUUGACACAGCAUUUGGAAACAAGUGUGUCAAAUGAAGGUGGAGCUCCUGAAAGAAGUUCUGUGUCUAAUUUCCAUCCUACUGAUUCCACAAGAAUGGCUGCUACCAUGAAAUCUACUGCAGCUUUGCAGCAAACCCUUGCCUCCAGUUUUUCCAUUCAGGGAGGUAAACCCCCAUUGCUUUGCAUUGCUGUCAUUGGGGCUACUGGUGAGCUGGCAAGAAUGAAGAUCUUUCCAGCAUUAUUUGCUCUAUAUUAUAGUGGCUUUCUUCCUGAGAAUGUUGGUAUAUUUGGUUAUUCAAGAAAGAAUUUAACAGAUGAAGAUUUGAGAUCCAUAAUAGCGUCAACGUUGACCUGCCGAGUUGAGCAUGAACAGAACUGUGAUGAUAAAAUGGAUGCUUUUCUUAGUAGAACUUUCUACCUCAAUGGGGAAUUUGACAACAGAGAAGGGAUGUCAAAGCUCAAUGCCCUGAUGGAACAUAUUGAGGGGGGAUCCAAAGCAAACAGGAUAUUUUACCUUUCUGUGCCACAAGAAGCGCUUCUAGAUGUUGCAUCCUGUCUUGCUGAUAAUGCUCAAACCCAGAGGGGCUGGAACCGUAUAAUUAUUGAGAAACCAUUUGGUUUUGAUUUAGUGUCUUCUCGCCAGUUGACUCAAUCUCUUCUUUCAAAGUUUGAGGAGAAGCAAAUAUACAGGAUUGAUCAUCUUCUAGGGAGGAACCUUAUUGAAAACCUCACUGUUCUGAGGUUCUCUAAUCUAGUUUUUGAACCCCUGUGGAGCCGAACAUACGUAAGGAAUGUGCAGAUCAUUUUGUCUGAGGAGUUGGGUAUGCGGACGAAGGGAAGGUAUUUUGAUGGCUAUGGGAUCACCCGUGACAUUGUACACAGUCAUAUACUCCAGACAAUCGCAUUGCUUGCCAUGGAACCACCUAUAAGUCUUGAUGGGGAAGAUAUACGAAAUGAAAAGGUCAAGGUUCUAAGAUCAAUCAGGAAAGUGGAACUAAGUGAUGUUGUCCUUGGCCAGUACAAAAGUAUGGCUGAAGACAAGGUUGAUGUCAAUUUGAGCAAUCUGACCCCUACUUUUUGUGCUGCUGCUUUGUAUAUUGACAAUGCUCGAUGGGAUGGUGUGCCUUUUCUUAUUAGAGCUGGCAUGGGACUCAUCAAACACCGGGUGGAGAUUCGUAUACAAUUUCAUCAUGUUCCUGGAAACCUAUACCGCGAAAGUAUUAGUCAUGAUGUCAACCUUGCCACCAACGAGCUAAUUCUGCGUGAAAUGCCUGAAGAAGCAAUCCUAGUCAGAGUCAACAAUAAGAUCCCCGGACUGGGACUGCAGUUGGAUGCUUCAGAAUUGAAUUUGCUCUAUAAGGACAAGUACAAUGUGGAGGUUCCCGAUUCAUACGAGCAUCUUCUUCUUGAUGUCAUCGAUGGAGACAGCCAUCUUUUUAUGAGGAGCGACGAGGUUGCAGCAGCAUGGAACAUCCUAACCCCAGUUCUGAAGGAGAUAGACAAGAAGAACAUAGCACCAGAGCUGUAUGAGUUGGGGGGUAGAGGUCCUGUUGGAGCCUAUUAUCUCUGGGCAAAGCAUGGGGUUCCCUGGGCAGAGGACUGACUACUCCCUGUGCCUUGAGUUUUGCUGUUUGAUACCUUUACCUUUGGUGUUUGGUAAAGGAACAGGUAAUUCUCCCAUGGGGACUGAAAUGUAUGAGAGUUACCUGCAGCUGCCACCAUACAAAAAAAUGUCAAUUUUAGUGUAGUUGCCUUCAUCUGAAAACAAAAAGAAAAAAUGAAAUGUAUUUUGGUGUCAAA
Molecule: messenger RNA, 2229 nt
Organism: Malania oleifera
Lineage: Eukaryota; Viridiplantae; Streptophyta; Magnoliopsida; Santalales; Ximeniaceae
Product: inactive glucose-6-phosphate 1-dehydrogenase 4, chloroplastic
Exons: 11
Coding region: 131-2032 (633 amino acids)
Biological process (GO): glucose metabolic process
Molecular function (GO): glucose-6-phosphate dehydrogenase activity; NADP binding
Source: RefSeq, a predicted model, not a curated record